GGUCGCUGCACUAAGUACAAAGCGCUUAAUAAAAAAAUAAGCUCCAAAUUUUCUAUUUAGACCACACGAUAAUAGAGAAAAAUUUGUCUUAAAAUGAAGCCAAUAGAAAUUACUCCUAUUUCCAGUUUGCUAUCAACGGAGCUCGAGAAUCCAACCAUAAGAGCCCGCGUUACAUGGAAGUCUGAGAUCACACCCUGGCAGUCUUUUAUCAGAGAAGGAAUAAUCUUCCAUAUGCAUUUGCUGGAUGAAUCAGGCCAAGUUACUGGAGUUUUAUUUGAUUGCGAGUGCGAAAAGUUUUAUCAUCAGAUUCAAGUAGGAAACGUAUACGUUUUCUCUAAUUUUGUUCAGGAAGACGAAGUGAGGUUCAGAGUUCUGGAUCACACCCGUCAAAUUGGAUUCGGUUUUAAUACAGUUGUUCAACCAAAUGUCGAUGUUCCAGAAAUUUCCAAAAUCAAGUAUGAAUUCGUGCCGCUUUCGAAGAUUUCUACAAAGCCGGAUGGGGAUCCAGUCGACGCAAUUGGAAUCUGCACUGAGGUGCGUGGUGUAGAAAACCGAGGAGGUAAUAUAAUUCGAGAACUUUUGCUUGUGGACGCCGACUACCAGAAAAUCAUGUUAAAUCUGUGGGAAAAGACCGCCGAAAAAUUCGAGGGCGCUGUUGGGGAUGUGAUCGUUGUCAAAGGAGCACGUGUCCAGGAACACAACAACGAAAAAAAAAUGAACGCCAGCUGGUACACCAUGGUGCAGAUCAAUCCUGAAAUUCCAGAGGCCAUUCAAAUGCGAGAAUGGUACGGAAUUAAACAAGAAAUUUUUUAAUAUUGUUAGCAUGUAUAGUAUAUAAUAACCCAGACACUGGUUUGAUAAACAGCUACUUACAUACUUGUGCAAUAAAUAAAUUGAAAAUUUAUAGAA
Molecule: messenger RNA, 909 nt
Organism: Drosophila elegans
Lineage: Eukaryota; Metazoa; Arthropoda; Insecta; Diptera; Drosophilidae
Product: replication protein A 70 kDa DNA-binding subunit-like
Exons: 2
Coding region: 94-813 (239 amino acids)
Source: RefSeq, a predicted model, not a curated record